This is a messenger RNA of Girardinichthys multiradiatus, 2360 nucleotides long. It is a transcript of the gene nefla, whose product is annotated as neurofilament light chain a. Bases 117 to 2090 code for a protein of 657 amino acids. NCBI's taxonomy places the organism in Eukaryota, Metazoa, Chordata, Actinopteri, Cyprinodontiformes, Goodeidae. Gene Ontology annotation, biological process: neurofilament bundle assembly. Gene Ontology annotation, cellular component: cytoplasm; postsynaptic intermediate filament cytoskeleton; intermediate filament. Gene Ontology annotation, molecular function: structural constituent of postsynaptic intermediate filament cytoskeleton. The record is from RefSeq and is a predicted model, not a curated record. The transcript is spliced from 4 exons.
ACAGCCUGCUGCUGCAGCAAGCAGUCGGGGCUUAAACCUGAGCCCUUUGUACACAUCCCCACCCACACAGACACAAGGAGGAGAGGGAAAACAGCCAGUCCCUUCAACACUCAGCCAUGAGUAGCAUCGGAUAUGACCCCUACUAUGCCUCUUCGUUGUACAAACACCUGUAUGUCGAGCCUGCACCUCGGGUGGUGGUAAGAGGGAGAUCCCAUGCCGGUUACUCUUCCCGUGCAUCCCCACUAUCUUCCUCCCGUCUGCAGUACUCCUCUCCCAGUCGGGUGACAUUCUCCUCUUCCUCCCCGGCCGCUUCCCUGGAGCGGGAGCUCAGCCAGGCGGCCCAGAUCAGCUCCGACUUCCGAGCCGUACGCACACAGGAACGCAGCCAGCUGCAAGACCUUAAUGAUCGCUUUGCAGGCUUCAUCGAGAGGGUGCGUGAGCUGGAGCAGCAGAACCGUGCUCUGGAGGCCGAGCUGCUGCUGCUAAGGCAAAGGCACGCUGAGCCAUCCCGUCUCAGGGCAUUAUAUGAGCAAGAGGCCAGAACUCUGAAAGCAGCUGUUGAUGAAGCAAGGGCAGAGCAGCAGACUGUCCUGGGCCAGAGGGAGAGGCUGGAACAAACCCUGAACUCACUGCAGGGUCGAUAUGAGGAGGAGAUGUUGGCUCGGGAAGAAGCUGAGGGCAAGUUGAUGGAGGCCCGUCGCGAGGCUGAUGAGGCCGCUUUAGGAAUGGCUGAGCUGGAGAAAGGUGUUGAAACCCUACUGGACGAACUGGCCUUCCUUAAGAGGAUUCAUGAGGGGGAGGUGGCUGAACUUCAGGCGCAGGUCCAGCUGGGGGUCCAGGUAGCGGUUGAAUCUGAAGCCGCCGCUCCAGAUCUGUCUGCUGCUCUCAGGGACAUCCGGGCCCAGUAUGAGAGGCUGGCUGCAAGGAACAUGCAGGCAGCUGAGGAGUGGUUUAGGGGAAAGGUGGGCUCCCUGACGGAAACUGUGGCUCAGCACAGCAGUGCAGUGAAAAGUUCAAAGGACGAAGCAGGAGAGUACCGGCGCCAGCUGCAGGCCCGCAUACUGGAGAUUGAUGCAUGCAAAGGCCUCAAUGUAUCUCUGGAGAAGCAGCUGCACGAGAUCGAGGAGAGGCAGAGUGCAGAGAUAGCUGCUAUGCAUGACACAAUUGCAGAGUUGGAGAAUGAGCUGAGGGGCACUAAACAGGAAAUGGCACGCUACCUUAAGGAGUACCAAGACCUGCUGAAUGUCAAAAUGGCCCUGGAUAUCGAGAUCGCAGCAUACAGGAAGCUUUUGGAAGGGGAAGAGUCUCGCUUCAGUGUGGGAGUGACUGGCGGCGUGGCCUCCCUGUACAGCCACACCUUGGCUGCACCCUCCUUCACCCGGCCCAUCCUCUCCAGCCUGAGCUCCGGCACCUCUUACCUGAUGACCUCCCGUCUGCUCAGCUCCAGCACUGCUGAGGGUGUAAUCUCUGCCAGCCACGCCCAGCAAGCAGAGGCCAGCCCUCCUGCAGAAGAAGAAGAGGAGGAAGAGGAGGCCGAGGAGGUAAAGGAAGAAGAGCAAGAGGAGCAGAAGGAAGAGGGAGGAGAGGAGCAAAAAGACGAAGAAGAAGAGGAAGACGGAGAGGAGAAAAAAGAAGAAGAGGGAGAAAAGGAGGAGGAGGAGAAACAAGAGGAAGAAAAGCAGGAUGAAGAGACUAAAGAGAGAGAGGAUGAGGAGCAAAAAGAAGAGGCUGAACAGGCUACUGUUGCUGAGAGAGAAAAAGAAGGAGGUGAAGCUGAGGACAAACCAGAAGCAGAAGAGGAGGAAAAAACAGGAGGAGCAGAGGAUGAAGAUGAGAAGGCCAAAGAUGAAGAGAAAGAGGAGAAAGGAGAUUCUAAAGAGAGUGAAGAGAAAGAGGAGAAAAAAGAAUCUAAAAAGGGUGAGGAGAAAGAAGAUAAGGCAGAUGCCAAGGAGGACAAAGCUGAUGUCAAAGAUGUCAAAGAAGCUGUUCCAAAGAAAGACGACAAGGAUGACACCAAAAAGGAGAAAGUUGAAGAAAAAACAGCCAAACCUGAGCCUGCUGAAGAAAAAAGCACAAAAGGUAAAAAGUGAAGUCAGCACACAUUGGUUGCGACAGUCCAAAUCAGAGCUCAAUAAUCAGAUAAGACAUCAGCGCUGGCAAUCCUGCUUGGUAACAUGGUGCUCAAUAACACAAUCUGAUAGCUAUUUACAGCAACGAAUCAAGCUUAACUGCUUUCUAAUAUCAAGAAGAAACUAUAAAGGUCUGACUGCACAGUUCCUCAUGUCUGUGAGAUGUAUAACUGCUGAAUGAUACAUUGAAUGUUUGUGUUUUGGUUGAAUAAAUAAAGAAUGAUUCUUGAA